Entamoeba dispar SAW760 is the source of this 408-nucleotide messenger RNA. RefSeq names its product mediator of RNA polymerase II transcription subunit, putative. The record is from RefSeq and is a predicted model, not a curated record. Gene Ontology annotation, cellular component: mediator complex; core mediator complex. NCBI's taxonomy places the organism in Eukaryota, Evosea, Mastigamoebida, Endamoebidae. The transcript has 2 exons. Gene Ontology annotation, molecular function: transcription coregulator activity. Gene Ontology annotation, biological process: regulation of transcription by RNA polymerase II. The coding region runs from base 1 to 408 and encodes 135 amino acids.
AUGAGCAAUUCAAUUGAUAUGAGAAGUACUAAUGAAUUAGGAGAAAAGAAACGAUUUGAAUAUGAGCUUGACUUUCUACAAUCACUUGCAAAUCCACAUUACAUUCAAUAUUUGGCUUAUCAUAAGUAUUUAAGAAAACCUGAUAUGAUUCAUUUUCUUAAAUAUCUUCAGUAUUGGAAACAACCAAAUUAUAUUAAAUUUAUUCAAUAUCCUGCUUGUCUUUAUUAUUUAGAACAAUUACAAAAUCCUGAUUUUCGUCAAGCAUGUGAGAAUCCAGAAAUAAUGAAAAAUAUUAUUGACCAACAUGAAGCUCAUUUUACAUAUUAUAAAGUUAAUAGAACACCAGUUGUUCCUAAAGUGGAUGAAAUUAAUACUACAUCUAAACCAAUGGAUACAAGCCCAAAUUAA